This is a messenger RNA of Penaeus monodon (black tiger shrimp), 720 nucleotides long. RefSeq lists its product as uncharacterized. The transcript is spliced from 3 exons. Lineage: Eukaryota; Metazoa; Arthropoda; Malacostraca; Decapoda; Penaeidae. The record is from RefSeq and is a predicted model, not a curated record. Bases 1 to 720 code for a protein of 239 amino acids.
AUGAUUCCUCCAUGUAAUACCAUUGAAGAGCUUUACAUUCCAUCAACCAUUGAAGAGCUCAAAAAGGUAAUAGCCCAAACCAGCUCUGGAAAAGCCCCAGGUCCCAUCAUGCUUCAAACAUUCCUUCACCUCCUGCUGGACAUCUGGGAGGAAGAAGCCAUUCCAAGUGACUUGAGAGAUGCCACAGUUAUUUCUCUGUACAAGAACGAAGGCAGCAGAACCGACUGUGGGAUUCAUCGCGGGAUUUCCCUACUGUCCAUUGCCGGGAAGAUCCUGGCCUUAAUCAUACUAAACAGAUUAGUGACAAGUAUCUCUGAAAAGAACUUGCCAGAGUCUCAGUGUGGCUAUCAGCCAGACCGCAGCACCAUCAACAUGCAAGAAAAGUGCACGGAGCAGAACAAGAAUCUGUAUGCUGUGUUUAUUGACCUCACCAAGGCCUUUGGCACAGUAAGCAGAGAUGUCGUGUGGAUUAUUGUCCCCAAAUAUAGAAGUCCCAGAAAUUUUCACGGUAUAUACAUCAAAUACAGGUUGGAUGGCUCGUUCUUUGACCUUCGCCGUUUCAAUGCGAAGUCGAAGAUCAGGGAGCGCUUCAUCAUUGAAGCCCUAUUUGCUGAUGACCUUGCUCUCAUGGCACACUGCGAGAAUGAUCUCCAGCUGAUUGUAAACCAGUUUACAGUUUUUUCGCCUUUUUGGAUUGACUAUCAGCGCUGUAAAGACUGA